Cannabis sativa is the source of this 1484-nucleotide messenger RNA. RefSeq names its product adenylate kinase 1, chloroplastic. Gene Ontology annotation, molecular function: ATP binding; AMP kinase activity. The record is from RefSeq and is a predicted model, not a curated record. The transcript is spliced from 5 exons. Gene Ontology annotation, biological process: nucleobase-containing compound metabolic process. The coding region runs from base 151 to 1023 and encodes 290 amino acids. Lineage: Eukaryota; Viridiplantae; Streptophyta; Magnoliopsida; Rosales; Cannabaceae. Gene Ontology annotation, cellular component: mitochondrion; cytoplasm.
UUAUAAUUUUAGUUAAAAGUUCUCCUUGUCGUACGGUAGACUACUAAGAGGGACGUUAGGGUUAGGGUUCAAUCAAUUCAGACUCUGCAGAUUUCUUCUUCAAACCCAAAUCCCCCAAAUUCUUCAAUACCUUCUUCUCCAAUUCUUCCAAUGGCGGCCUUAACCCGCCUAUCCAAACCUACAUUUUCCUCUUCCAUGGCUUCCCUAUUACGGAGAUCCUUAUCUUCAUCAGCUAUGGCCUCCGAACCCAAUCCCAAUUUCCAAUCUCAUCAUUCUUCAUUCUCUCGCAACACCAAUCUCGCACGUAAAGAUCCCAAGGAUAGAAACGUCCAAUGGGUUUUCCUCGGCUGCCCCGGUGUCGGAAAAGGUACCUAUGCUAGUCGGCUCUGUAAACUUCUCGACGUUCCUCACAUCGCCACCGGUGAUCUCGUCCGCGAAGAGCUCGCCUCAGCUGGUCCUUUCGCUCAACAGCUGUCUGAGAUUGUAAACCAGGGUAAGUUAGUUUCAGAUGAAAUUAUAAUAAACUUGUUGUCGAAAAGGCUGGAGGCUGGGGAUGCAAAAGGCGAAUCUGGGUUUAUUCUUGAUGGUUUCCCUCGGACAAUAAAUCAAGCGGAGAUACUAGAAGAGGUCAUUGACAUUGAUUUAGUAGUAAAUCUGAAGCUUCGGGAAGAUGUACUGAUGGAAAAAUGCCUCGGUAGAAGAAUUUGUGGUCAGUGUGGGAAGAACUUCAAUGUGGCGUCUAUUAAUGUCAAGGGUGAGAAUGGGCAUCCUGCAAUUAUCAUGCCCCCACUCCUUCCCCCUGCACAUUGUAUGUCAAAGCUCGUGACUAGAUCAGAUGAUGUCGAGGAAGUUGUAGCAGAACGCCUCAAGAUAUACAAUGAAAAGAGUCAACCUGUUGAGAAUUUUUACCGUAGUCGAGGCAAACUAUUGGAGUUUGAUUUGCCAGGAGGGAUUCCCGAAUCAUGGCCAAAGUUGCUGCAAGUUCUUAAUCUUGAUUACGAGGACAAGCAGUGUGCCGCAUAAUAUAUUAGUCUACACAAAGUAUAUGGUGGCCCGAGUUGGUUGGCUUAAGUAUUGCCAAGCAGUAAAUUUAUUCAGCUGCAGACAUGUAAUGGGGUACAAAAACCAGCUCUUGACUGCAAUAGUUUGAGUGGUACAAGAUAGAUUGAGCUCUACAUUUUCACUUUGUUUUAUAAUCACAUUUAUUGAAUUUUCAAAACUCAAUCACCAGGGUAUUCAAUUCAUAUGGUGAUUGGUUAUGUGCUUUCUUAAUUACUUGUUGGAAUGUAUAGUUGAAUUAGGAUAUCUAGGUGUAUAGCAUGACUAGUUUUGUGUGCCAUUAUUAUGAAUGUAAUAAUAAUUAUCAUAAUAAUAACACAUUGAAUAAGCAGCUGGCCGAGCUGGUUGGCUAAGCAUUGCCAAGCAGUAAGUAAAUUCAGCUGCAACAUGAAAUUGGGGCUCAAAACCAGCUCUUGAUUGCUAUA